AUGGCAAGUGUGUCGAGGAGGCGCCUGCGGCUGGCGCUGGUGCUGGCAUUGGCACUGGUGCUGGGUGGGGCUGGCGCACCCAUCGGUGAGCGUGAAGGCAAGAGAGUGGCGAUUAUCGGUGCGGGCGUGGCGGGCAGUGCCACCGCCUACUUUCUACGCCACAAUGGUCGCCUCAACCUAACCGAGGAGGACGAACCGAGUAACUUGGUGAUUGACAUGUACGAUGCGAGUGCUGAGCUGCAGUGCGGUCGCGUCAGGUCGAUCGAUGUGAAUGGCAAAACGGUGGAGGUGGGUGGUGCUGUCAUUCACAAUAGCAAUUACUAUGCCACCACACUGGCCAAGCAGCUCGGGCUGGAGCGCACUCUCCCGGCAAAGAUGUUGCUGCGUUAUGGGCUUAGCCCCUUUCGAGUGAACCAUGCCACCUUGGGCGUGCUGCACAGGUUUUCAGAGAUUUACGAGCAACACGAGCAAGGCCAAACCUUUGAGGACAUUGCCGAAUUUGUCGAGAUGAUUGGUGCAGUCAAUUUGACCAAUACGUCUUUGCGCCAAUUUCUGAUCAAUGAGGGUGUGGGAGAGACAUUCAUCAACGAAGUGGUUGCAGGGGUGAUGCGCGUCAACUAUGGACAGUCGGUCGAUGUUCCCGCUUUUGUGGGCUUGGUGUCCUUGGCCGGUGGGACGGACGAUAUCUGGGCCAUUGAGGGCGGAAACUGGAGGUUGUGCGAGGGCUUGCGAGAGGCCAGCACCAUGACGCUGCGCACAAGACACACCAUAACUGGCCUGCAGGUGGCGCCAGCUGCGGGGCCCAAGGACUUUAGACUCGUGUGGACGGAUGAUGAAGGCAAUGUGGUGAGCUCGGAAAAGUAUGACGCAGUGGUGAUUGCCGCUGGCCUGAGCGAGGCCAAGCUGCAGCUGCCCAAGAGUGUGCGCAAAAAGGUGGUUGAGACACCAUAUCAUACGACCGUAGCCACCAUCGUACAAGGACAGCUGCGCGAUCUGUUUGAUCAUUUGGCCUGUGAUCUCCCCGAGGUUUUGUUAACGACGGAGCAUGAGGACCAUCCCUUUUCUAGCCUGGGCCGUCUGGGGAGCCUGCCGGCUACGGAGGAAAUGCCUUGCCCUGGCAUUUACAAGAUUUUCUCAUCUCAGCCUCUGGGCGAUGCGGAGCUUGACGCCUUAUUCGCAACGCAGCUGGCCGAGCCGGAAGUGCGCGUGUGGAAAGCUUAUCCCGAGUAUGGCGUCGGCCAGCCCCACUCUGCUGUCGAGCUCAUGCCUGGGCUGGUCUAUGUCAAUGCGGUGGAGACUGUGGCAUCGGCAAUCGAGGUGUCGCUGAUCGGUGCGCGCAACGCGGCACUACUGGUCGGGCAUCACUUUUUGGCUGAAGCGGAAGGUUCCUACCAUGCUGCCGCCGCUGCCACCGCGACCACAGCCGAGGAUGAGGUCCCGGUGGAAGAGGCCGAGGCGGCGAAAGAACCAGAGGCAGCAGAGGUGGAGGAUCAGGUGGCGGCAGCGCAAGUGUCAAAUGACGAGCAAGAAGCUGGACAUGAUGCCGCACAUGAGCGGGCCAAGUACACCGAAGCGUCCAACAAGGAGCAACACACCAAAGUGUCGCCAGAACACAAAAAGGCCAAGCCGAAGCGCGCUGCCUCGACGGAGGCGCCACCAAAGUCUAAAAAGCGUACUUCGCAGCACACGGAACUCUAG
Monosiga brevicollis MX1 is the source of this 1698-nucleotide messenger RNA. RefSeq lists its product as uncharacterized. Gene Ontology annotation, molecular function: prenylcysteine oxidase activity. Bases 1 to 1698 code for a protein of 565 amino acids. Gene Ontology annotation, biological process: prenylcysteine catabolic process; prenylated protein catabolic process. The transcript has 15 exons. Lineage: Eukaryota; Choanoflagellata; Craspedida; Salpingoecidae. The record is from RefSeq and is a predicted model, not a curated record.